GGUGACGUAGCGCUGGCAUCAGAGCAGAAUUUGAAACGGUGGAGCCGGUGGACAAGAGACGAAUCUACGAAUCGAAACAUGUUUACCUCGGCAUGGACUAGUUAGCAAGACAAGUAUUUACUCUGCGUUGAGCUUUUUUCAGAGUUUAUAAGACAGUUUGUCCGCUGUUGUCCCCGUUAGAAGAGGAAGAGAGGGUCCGUUCUAAACUUUAGUAGAGUGAUUUUGUCUUGCGUUAAACAGUGCUGUCUGUCUGUCGGUCGGUGUGUAUUUUUAACAAAAUGAGCAGUAUCUCUUUGUACGUUCGUCUAAUUAAAGGACAGAGUUUAAUUUGAGAGUUUUAGUGGUAUUUUUUAAAGCGCUAACUUAAAAGAGCUAAUCUGCGCUAGCUGGAAGCUCUUAGCAUCGGUUAUCGUGUCCAAAUUCAACUAAACUCACUCCACUAAAGCGACUUCAUUUAUUGUCAGCUCUUUCUGAGAAACCUCGAACUAAACUCUUUUACUAAAGCAUUUUCGCGGUUGACUGCGAGAACAACCGUGAAGAGGCCGGAGACAGUGGGUGUUUUUUUUUUCCUGGUAGCGAGUCUUAACAUGAGCAGAGUGCUGGUUAAGUUCGAGUAAGCGGUCUGCAGAUUGACUGGACACUCGCUGGAGGUGAUGGCUCGGAGGAGACUGGACAGUCGCAGUGGAUCCUCGGCUCUGCUGUCAGAGAUCCACACUCACAUCUACACGGAUCCUCUGGACACCGUGUUUGACAUGAGCCACGUACUGGGCAGGGGGAAGUUUGCAGUGGUGAAGAGGUGUGAGGAAAAGGCCACGGGGAAAGUCUUCGCUGCAAAGUUCAUCAAGAAGCGGCGACGAGGUCGCGACUGCAGAGCGGAGGUGAUUCAUGAGAUCGCCGUUUUAGAGGCGGCAAAGAACAACCCUCGUGUGGUGAACCUGCACUCGGUGUAUGAGACCGAUCAUGACCUGGUUCUAAUGCUGGAAUAUGCGGCGGGUGGCGAGAUAUUUGACCACUGUGUGUCAGAGGAGCUGCUGCCCGAAGAUCAGAUCAUCCGUCUGAUCCGACAGAUGCUUGAGGGAGUUCACCUGCUGCACCAUAGCAGCGUGGUCCACCUGGACUUAAAGCCCCAGAAUAUUCUCCUGACAAGUCUGAGCCCAUUGGGGGAUAUAAAGAUAGUGGAUUUUGGCUUGGCCCGCAGGCUGGGCUCUUCUGGGGAGCUCAGAGAGAUUCUGGGAACCCCUGAGUAUGUAGCCCCUGAGAUCUUGAACUAUGAACCGAUCACCACAGCAACAGACCUCUGGAGUGUGGGUGUGAUCGCCUAUAUGCUGGUGACAGGAGAGUCUCCAUUCGCUGGCGAGGAUAAACAGGAGACCUUCCUCAAUGUAUCCCAGGUGAACGUGGACUACAGCAGAGAGGCUUUCUCAAGAGUUUCUGAACUGGCUGUCGACUUCAUCCGGAAACUGCUGGUCAAAGCACCAGAGGAUCGUCCCAGUGCAGCCGAUUGUAUGACCCAUCCCUGGCUGUGGCUCCAUUAUCCAGGUUCUGAUCCGAUCCCCAUGACCCCACGCACUCCCCGGGAAAGGAGUUAUGGUGGCAAGUGGUCCGCGCCACCCGAGGAUCCCGAAGACAAAGAGAACAUUCUGGACUCGCCGCACACCAAGAGGUUUCGUUUUGAGGAAGACAUGUCAGCCACCGGCGACGGUGACCACUUGUGCUGAUCCAAAAGGGAGACACACUCAAUAGUAUUUUGUUCCUUGUUGUUGGCCCCCACACAGCACCAGCAAACACGCUUCUGUCCUAAUGCUGUUUUCAACAUCCUCUGGCCAACCAAAAGGGCCAAAUCUAAAUCUAAAUAUCUAUGUUGCUGUCCUGUCUCAAGAUGCCUUUUCCUGCCAUCUUCGGGUUUUAAAUUAUUCAUUUAAAUAUUUUAAUUGCCAUUCAGUAUCGAUUGAAUUUUCUGCUGAUCUCAACACUAUUUCCAUUACUGCACUUAAGGGAUUUUCAACAAUAAGGGAUUUGAAAAAGACCGUUUUCUGCUUUGCGUCUCAACAUCAGAAAGAGUUUGUAUGAUUAGACUCUGUUAAUUGCGAUGGUCUCUGUUAAAAAGGUUCAGUGCAGGAAUGCUCUCGGUGUAUUGGUGCGUGUUUUGUCUUGCAUCCUCAACUUCUCGUGGCAUUGACACAUUCGUGGGCUCCAUAAAAAUGUGACUCAACUCAAACACGCACAACACACCCUCUGGAUUACACAAAUAUGUGUUUGUAUUGGUCACAGAACUUCCUCCCUGAUAAUGACUAAAGAAAUGCAGGAAAGCACUUAAACCCGCUAUUGUAUGCGUUUGUGUCACUAAAAUAAGAGAAAAUAUUUGUAACCGCUUUAAAUUGAGUAAAUCAACUGUAUCUGUUUUAAAAUUAUCUUUGUUUUAAAUAUUUCCUUUUUUAUUGCCAAUUUAUUGCAUAAUAAACUAUUAUUAAGCAAGAUUCUAGCAUGGCAGGCGCCUAAUAUCUCAGUGCCUGUGAUGGUUUAUGGUUUAUACAUGAUCUUGAAAUGACAGUUUUUAUCUAUGCACCGAUUUGAGGUAACUCAGGGUUUUUGUUGCCUUGUUUUGUACAGCUGUUUCUAAAUUAAUGCUAUUAACUGAUGGAGGGUUCAGCCUUGUUCUCAGGGUUAGCUGUAACUGCACAGUUUACCAGUGUAUAUUUCUCCAGUGCCUUUGUGUGCAUUUUUGAUUUCUAUGCUUGAACCGAGCAACCUGACUUGAUCUUCUGUAAUACUGGUGCAGCACAUUAAUGUGGAUGUAUUCUUGUUAAUGUUUAUCCUGUUUAAUUGACAUACUGGGACACCCUUUAGACUGAUGGCCUGUUGUGUUUAAAGUAAAUUAUUUCUAUGUGCUUUUGGUUAUGGAGAUGUAUAUGUAUUCAGUGGGAUUUAGAAAGGAGAACCGUGUUAAAAGCUAUAUUUAUGGUCUUGGAUUAGGUAGGGCAUGAAAGGAUGGGUUAUCAAAGUUGGCUGUUAUUGUCGAAAUGAUAUGCUUAUGUUCGGAUAGUGAAGCAUGUUUGGUUGUGAUGAAGGUACAUGGUGUGAAUUCUGGAAGGAAGGCAAUGAAUGUUAGAAUAUUGUGGUGGAAAGGCUUCUGCACAUCAGAAAGUGUGUAGUAAUGAAACAAAUACAACUAGAUCAGCUUAAGGUGUAUUGGUGUAAUAUUUAGUUGAGUGGCUGUUAGAACUGGAAAUGUAAGUAUUGUAGAAUUCUUAAGGUCGAGCCCUUUGGUUAUUGUUCUCCGUUUAAAGAGGUGUGAAGAGCUCGUGUGUUUGCGUGCUCAGGGCCUUACGCUUUCCCAGAGAUGUCACCAGUCUGCAAUCAUAAUAGAGCUAUUGUCUCCUAAGAUGAGAGGCUCUUGUCACGGUCGUGUGCUUGCUGUGUGACAUCAUCUUAAAGAAAAACUUGAAUCUAUUCCUUCCCUGGGAAACAGCCUCAAUAAUGUUUAAGGGCCAUGAGGUAUUUGAUGCUGGAAUUCAAUAGAGAAUAGACUGGGCUUUGGAGAGCAUUUCUGAGCAGUCACUGUGGUAUUUGCAGAAAGCUUGUGACGAACUUUCUCGAUUCUCUUUCUAUCUGAGGCAGGAUUAGUUAAAACUGAUAAUUGUAGAUAUUUCAUCAUGAAAACUGUGUAUUUUGAGUUCUGUGUACCAUAAUAAAUGAUGCUCAAAUGAUUUACACAAAUUAUAAUAAAGCCAUUGACAGUC
Molecule: messenger RNA, 3740 nt
Organism: Carassius auratus (goldfish)
Lineage: Eukaryota; Metazoa; Chordata; Actinopteri; Cypriniformes; Cyprinidae
Product: serine/threonine-protein kinase 17B-like
Exons: 7
Coding region: 654-1718 (354 amino acids)
Biological process (GO): positive regulation of apoptotic process; intracellular signal transduction; protein phosphorylation
Cellular component (GO): nucleus
Molecular function (GO): protein serine/threonine kinase activity; ATP binding
Source: RefSeq, a predicted model, not a curated record